AUGGCUGAUCCAGACGCAUACCUGCGGCAACCCUGGCGAACAGUGCACGGCAUCCCCAUGGUCUGCGCCUUUGCCCUUGACUGGGAGCGGGUCGACACCUUCCAGAGCCGCCCUGAGGACAUCGUGGUGAUCACCUUCCCCAAAUCUGGCACCACCUGGGUCAGUGAAAUUGUGGACAUGAUCCUGCAAGGUGGCGACCCCGAGAAGUGCAAGCGGGACAUCAUCACCAAGAGGGUACCCAUGCUGGAGUUCUCUGCCCCUGGGGAGAUGCUGGCAGGAACGGACCUGCUGGCCACCAUGCCCUCACCCCGCGUGGUGAAGACCCACCUGCCUGCACAUGUCCUGCCCAAAUCCUUCUGGGAAAACCGCUGCAAGAUGAUCUAUGUGGGGCGCAAU
Molecule: messenger RNA, 396 nt
Organism: Balearica regulorum gibbericeps (East African grey crowned-crane)
Lineage: Eukaryota; Metazoa; Chordata; Aves; Gruiformes; Gruidae
Source: RefSeq, a predicted model, not a curated record